AUGCAGGCGGCGGGCGAGGCGCGCGCGGACGGCGGGGCCGCGGCCUUCGCUCUCAUCUACUUCACCUUCUUCCUGGACAACGUGCUGCUCACGGUGCUGGUGCCCAUCAUCCCGGACUGGGUGCGCGGCGAGGCGCUGGCGCUGUGGACGACGCAGGACGCGCCGCUGGCCAGCCUGCUCAACCACACCGCGCAGCGCGCUGUCGCCGCCGGUACACCUCACUUACACUAUAAACAUGGUCACGCUUGUUUUAUUUUCAAUCGGCGCCGCCUAUGGACACCUUGUGUGUGUGAGACAGAGGGCGCGGGCGGUGCGGGCGGCGCGUCGCAGGCCGUGGUGGGCGUCGUGCUGGGCGCCAAGGCGGCCGCGCAGCUGCUGGCCGCGCCGCUGGCCGGCGCCGCCGUGUGUCGCCGCGGCGCCGCGCCCGUGCUCCGCGCCGCCACCGCCACGCUGGCCGGCGCCGCCGUGGGCGCUGCAGCCGCCGCGGCGGGGCCCGGCAGCGGCAGUACAGCGAGCGCGGGUGUUGCAGGCGUGCUGGUGGGCUACCCGUUCGGCGGGGCCACGUACGCGCUGUGGAGCCGCGGCGCGCCCUUCCUGCUGAUAGCGGCGGCGCUGCUGGCGGACCUGGGUGAGAUGGCUGCGGCCGCGGGUCCUCGAGUCCCCGCCACUAGUACUGAGCACGAGUCUACUGGUGUUUCAGGCCUGCAGUACGUGUUCCUAGACAAGGAGGAGUACAAUCGCGCGUGCGAGGAGGCGGCGGGCGGCGUGUCGUGGCGCGGCGUGCGGGCGCUGGCGGGGCGCGGCGCGGCGGGCGCGUGCGCCGGCGCCGUGCUGCUGACGACGAGCGUCAUGGCGGCGCUGGAGCCCUGUCUGCCGCUGUGGCUCACGCACAAGUUCCACGCGCAGCGCUGGCUCACCGGCGCCGUCUUCGUGCCCGACUCGGCCGCCUACCUGCUGGCCGCCAGCCUGCUGGGCGGCGCGGCGCGGCGGCUGGGCGCCGAGCGCGUGGCGCUGGCGGGGCAGCUGGGCGUGGCGCUGGCGGCGCUGGCCGUGCCGCACGCGCGGUCCGUGGCGGCGCUGGUGGGCCCGCACGCGGCGCUGGGCGCGGGGCUGGGCGCGGCCGACGCGGCGCUGGUGCCGGCGCUGCUGGCGCGCCACGCCGGCCGCGAGGCGCACGUCGCCGCGCUGCUGCAGGCCGCGUCCAGCGCCGCGUACGCGCUAGGCCCAGUGCUGGGCGGCGCCGUGGCCUGGUGCGUGGGCUUCGAGACGGCCAUGCGCACGCUGGGAGUGCUCAACCUGCUCUACGUGGCCUACCUCUACCGCGCCCUCGCCGCGCACCCGCUGUCCCGGCAGUCACAAGCACACGCCAUGUCCAAGAAACCACUGGGCCCCGGGCCGGGCGCGUACCAGCUGCCCACGACGGUGGGCUACACGCAGCACGACCCGUCGCGCUACCGCAACCCCAUGUACUCGUUCGGCACCAACGCGGGGUACCGCGUGCGCGGGCUGGGCCCGGGGCCCGCGUACCGCAUCGAGCGCGUGACGCGCGACGGCGCCAUGUCUGCGCCGGCGUGGUCGUUCGGCGCGCGCUUCCCCGUCCGCGGCACGCUGCGCACGCCGGGCCCCGGCGCGCACGCGCCCGAGCGCUGCCCGCCUAUGCGCGAGCCGCGCGCGCCCGUCUACUCCAUGGGCGCGCGCCUCGGCUUCACGCUCAAGCGGCCGGGGCCCGCGCCCAACACGUACGCGCUGCGCCUGGGCCCCGGCACGCCCGCCUACACCAUGGGCGCGCGCGUCGGCUUCAUGCCCAAGGCGAAGUCUCCGGGCCCGGCCGUGUACUUCCAGCGCGACACCAACGUGUACAAGUGCAAGCAGCCCGUGUACUCGCUGGGCGCGCGGCUGGAGGGGGCCGGCAAGGCCACGAGGACGCCGGGGCCCGCCGCCUACCCACCCAACCUCUACAACACUAAGAAGAACCCGUACUCGUACUCAUUCGGCACCAAACACGGGGACUACGCGCCGCCGAUGAUUAUCAAGGAGGACACGAUGGACUGCCUGUAG
Molecule: messenger RNA, 2058 nt
Organism: Spodoptera exigua (beet armyworm)
Lineage: Eukaryota; Metazoa; Arthropoda; Insecta; Lepidoptera; Noctuidae
Source: the annotation of a GenBank genome assembly